Messenger RNA from Nothobranchius furzeri (turquoise killifish), 2414 nucleotides. It is a transcript of the gene ndrg1a, whose product is annotated as N-myc downstream regulated 1a. Lineage: Eukaryota; Metazoa; Chordata; Actinopteri; Cyprinodontiformes; Nothobranchiidae. Gene Ontology annotation, biological process: signal transduction. The record is from RefSeq and is a predicted model, not a curated record. Gene Ontology annotation, cellular component: cytoplasm.
GUGCUCCCCCUGCCAGGCUUUAUAUUGUCCCCACUUGCAUCCGUCUCGCGCUACUCUGAUAUAAACAAAGCGCAGAUCCGAGCUUCUUCUGCAGUUGGCGCAGAUCGUUUUUUUUAAAGGAGCAAAGAAAAGAAACGUUUUCGGGACUUUUUGGUGCAACUCGGGACAAUCGUGACAACCCAACAGGCCCCGGCAUGGAUGACAUCCAGGUUGUUGAGUCCAAACCCCUGAUGGUGGACAAGGAGCUUCCGGGCCUGAGAGAGGCGGUGCAGCAGCUCGUGGUCAAGGAGCAUGAUGUGGAGACUCCCCAUGGAAGAAUCCGCUGCACGAUGAAGGGCGUUCCCAAAGGGGACAGGCCGGUGAUCCUCACCUUCCAUGACAUCGGACUGAACCACAAGACGUGCUGGGACACGCUCUUCAACCACGAGGACAUGUCCGAGAUCAUGCAGCACUUUGCUGUGUGUCAUGUCGACGCCCCGGGGCAGCACGAAGGCGCCAACACCUUUUCCACUGGAUACGAGUACCCUUCCAUGGACCAGCUGGCUGAGACUCUCCCUCUGGUUCUGAAGCAUUUUGGGCUGAAGAGUGUCAUUGCUAUGGGCAUCGGCGCCGGGGCCUACAUCCUGACCCGAUUUGCGUUGGACUAUCCAAACAUGGUGGAGGGUCUGAUGCUCAUCAACAUCAACCCAUGUGCUCAGGGCUGGAUGGACUGGGCCGCUCACAAGAUCAGCGGCUGGACCCACGCCAUGCCGGACAUGCUCAUCACCCACCUCUUCGGAAAGGAGGAGAUUAACCACAACCAUGAUCUGAUCGCCACGUACCGCCACCACAUCCUCAAUGACAUGAACCAGUUUAACCUGCAUCUCUUCGUCAAGGCCUAUGAAAGCCGAAGAGAUCUGGAGAUCGAGAGGCCCGUCCCUGGAGUCAACGUCAGAACCCUCAAGUGUCCUUCUCUCCUGGUGGUUGGUGACAGUUCUCCUGCUGUGGACGCCGUGGUGGAGUGCAACACCAAGCUGGACCCAACGAAAACCACCCUGCUAAAGAUGGCUGAUUGUGGCGGCAUGCCCCAGGUGGACCAGCCGGGAAAACUGACAGAGGCUUUCAAGUACUUCAUCCAGGGCAUGGGAUACAUGCCUGCUGCCAGUAUGACCCGCCUGGCCCGCUCCCGCACCGCCUCCGGCUCCAGCGUCGCCUCCGACGGUAAUCGCUCGCGCUCCCACACCACCGAGGGAAACCGCUCGCGCUCCCAUACCAAUGAAGGCAGCCGCGGCCGCAGCCACACCGACGGCACGGCCAACAACAACGUGGACCAGUCCGUGCCCAAGUCCACCGAAGUAUCCUGCUAAACCAGCCGCCGCUGAAACCUCUCAUGGUCCCUUUAUUUUGUGCUGCGCUGCCUCCUCACGCACACACACACACACACACACACACACACACACGCACACGCACACGCACACACACACACACACGGACUUUUCCAUGCAGCCAAUGUGCCCAAAUCCAAACAUUCAUCCGGAGGUUAAGGGUCAGGGAGUCAGACUGGUGUGGAGGCAACGCAAUAUUCGGGACAUCAGAGCAGAGAAGAAGCAGCUGUGGUUGAUGUACUCCAGCUUGUAAACUCUUGUGAAUUUAAAACAAAGUUAACUUCUCAGCAUUCAUCGAUUGUUUUUAAUCCAUUUUCCACCGCAGACCUGACGGUAAAUGGCGUGUGUUCUCGCUGUAAUCAUUUAUUCUGAUUUACUGUGUCUGAAGUCACGUUGGUGCGUAGGAGCAGAGUUCCAGAUGUUGGGAGAGAAGGAGGCACUUGGAUGGAUACAUAAAAAAGGGCUUUUUUUGCCUAAUUUUCUGAUUAAUAUCAUAAAUUAAGGGACAAACUUCAAUUAUAUUCUGUAAAUAUGCAAAUUCUUGCUUGUGUCCAUUAUGUUUAAGGUGUUGGGAUUAUUUUUUUAUUUUAUUUUCCCUCCGAAGAAUGUAAUGAACUUUUAUAUCACUUUCAUGUUCCAUCCAACCCAAACUGAGUUUGGGUGGAACAUCUUUCAGAACGUGUAAUUUUCCAUCUCGUGCUUCAUUUGCUUCAGUUUUCCCCUCUUUUACUUUGUUUCGGAGUGAUUUCUAUGCAAUCGAGCACAAUAGAUCAAAUGAAAGUGCCAUGGCAGUGUCCGCUCUCACCGUGAGAUGCUCUUUCUGCGGUUGUGGCUUUGUGGUUGAGUGACAUGUUAACUUGAAUUUAGCCAUAGAACCUAACCCGAUACCUUCUCCUGUACUUUAAUUGCACUAUGGCUACAUAUUCCUGCACAGAGGACAUAAACACAGCUUUGUAAUGAUGCGCAUACCAUCUACUGCUGUAGAAAAGCAUUAAAAUGACAUAACAGUUUGUAUUUAUUAAAAAAUGACAAUAAACACCUUGUAACAGA